CAGGGCCUGGGGGCCCGGGCGGUACCUUUUCGCUGGGGUUUCUUUGUGGUCAUCACCCCACCCCCCCCGCCCUCAUGCUGAGCUUAGGUCCGACACUGGGCAAUGAGGCCUUUUGAUACAGCCUUUGACCACGUUUUACAAAUAAGAAACUGAGACUCAGAUUCACUAAUUUAACCCAGGGUCGCCCAGCUGGUUAAGUGUUAAGAUUCAGUUUGAACCCUGAAUGUGAACUUUGACUUCAUUGCUGUACAGAAUUGUGGUGCAGAGCCCUUCUCACCGUAGUCGCCAGUUAGGUACUUUAGAAGACGAAAAUCUUAUGGAGGCCAUUUGGAUUCUCAAGACUUUUGAAAGUAGAAAGGUGUAACCCAACUGAAUCCGAAUUGUUGAUUCCACUAGCACGGACAGCGCUUACACAGAAGCUUAGGAAAGCACCUUGUAUUUUCUUGUUGGGUCAAAGAAAAAGAGUCUCAACCAUGCCAGAAAUGGAAACAAAUAAAAGUCACUCUGAACUGUUUUCACCACCCUCUGAUGUUCGAGGAAUGACAAAACUUGAUAAGACAGCUUUUAAAAAGACAGUCACCAUUCCAGUGCUUAAAGUGAGGAAAGAGAUAGUCAACAGAUUGAUGCAAUCCCUUAGAAGGGCAGCACUGCAGCGCCCAGGAAUAAAGCGUGUGAUUGAAGAUCCAGAAGAUGCCGAAUGUAGAUUAAUUAUGUUGGAUCCCUAUAAAAUACUUACUCAUGAUUCCUUUGAAAAAGCAGAACUUAAUAUUUUAAAUCAGCUUGAUGUCAGUCCACAGAUAUUUAAAUAUAAUUUGGAACUAACUUAUGAAAACUUUAAGUCAGAAGAGAUCUUGAGAGCUGUGCUUCCUGAAGGUCAAGAUGUGAUUUCAGGGUUUAGCAGAGUGGGACAUAUUGCACACCUGAACCUUCGAGAUCAUCAGCUACCAUUCAAGCAUUUAAUCGGCCAAGUUAUGAUUGACAAAAAUCCAGGAAUCACCUCAGCAGUAAAUAAAAUCAAUAAUAUUGACAAUACAUACCGAAAUUUUGAAAUGGAACUGCUAUCUGGAGAAGAGAACAUGAUGACCAAGGUUCGAGAAAACAACUAUACUUAUGAAUUCGAUUUUUCAAAAGUGUAUUGGAAUCCUCGCCUCUCUACAGAACACAGCCGUAUUACAGACCUUCUCAAAUCUGGGGAUGUUUUGUUUGAUGUUUUUGCUGGGGUUGGGCCCUUCACCAUUCCGGCAGCAAAGAAAAACUGUACUGUGUUUGCCAAUGAUCUCAAUCCUGAAUCCCAUAAAUGGCUGUUGCACAAUUGUAAAUUAAAUAAAGUGGGCCAAAAGGUGAAGGUCUUCAACUUGGAUGGGAAAGACUUCCUCCAAGGACCAGUCAAAGAAGAGUUACUGCAGCAGCUGGAGCUGUCAGAAGAAAGAAAAUCCUCCAUCCACAUCGUUAUGAACUUGCCAGCAAAGGCUAUAGAAUUUCUCAGUGCUUUCAGAUCGCUUUUAGAUGGGCAGCCAUGCAGCAGUGAACUCCUUCCCAGAGUGCACUGUUACAGUUUUUCCAAAGAUGCUGAUCCUGCUGAGGACGUGCGGCAACGAGCUGGAACUGCACUAGGCGUUUCCCUGGAGGCAUGCAGUUCAGUUCACCCAGUAAGGAAUGUGGCCCCGAACAAAGAAAUGCUGUGCAUCACCUUUCAGAUCCCAGCUGCUGUGCUCUACAAGAACCAGACCAUCAAACUAGAGGAUCAUGAAGAUCCACCUGUUAAGCGACAGAAGACAGAUGAUGCCUUUUCAGAAGAAAAAAGAGAAAUUGUUUCAAAUACUUAAUUGGAAGUGUUUUCUCCAUCUCACCAUUAUAAUUUUAUGUAGUAAAAUACAAUUUGUAUAAUUUCAUAAAAAUUUAAUAUUGAACUCUCAGGUAUUUUGCUCUGCCAUCUUAUUACCAAAUUAAAGUUUGGAUGAAAACUAUAGUUUUAUCUAAAUCAUACUAUAUAAUUGUAUUAGUUAGCUUUCCUGUUGCUGAGACACAAUACCCAACACACACAACUUAAAGGGAGAAAGGCUGAAUUUGGCUCAUGUUUUCAGGAGAUUCAGUACAUAGUCAGCAGGCUCCAAGGCAGAAACAUAAUGGUAGACAGGCAUGGCAGAGCAAAGCUGUUUAGUCCCUGGUGGCCAGGAAACAGCAGGGGAACACUGCCUGAGAGACAUGGGAUAGGGACCAUAAGAAGUGCCCAAGGCCAUGCUGCCAUGACACACCCAGAUACACCCUGGAGCAUGCUUUACUAAUCAGGCAUUUCCUAAUCCAAGGAAGUUGAAAAAUCAGGACUAAAGGUCACAAUAAUUAUUUUAUAAUCUAAAUUGUAUCCAAUUUUUUAUUAGAUAAAUGUGCUUACUGGUGCAUGCAUGUAGUCCCAAUGACUUGUAACACUCAGGAAGGAGGAUUGUGAAUUUGAGACCUGUCUAGGCAACAUGACAAGACCUUGUCUCAAACCAAAAAGGAUAAAUAGGCUUAAAUAUCGUUGGUCUCUUGGAAAGAGUUUGUAGGUAAUUGUUUGGGUAACUGUGUACUGUUACAAUAGGAAAGCACUAAUACCAUUUUAUAGUUAUCCUUUAUUGAACAGUGUAGUAAUUUUACAUAAUUACUCCUACACUACCAGUUAUUACAAUAAAAACUGAGGUUAUUUAGAUCAGGGAUAGGCAGACUACAUCCUGCAGGCCAAGUCUGGCCCACCAUCUCUUUGUAUGGCCGAAGACCUGAGAAUGUUCCUACAUUUUCAAAUGGUUGAAAAACAAAAGAAUAAUAUUUUGAGACAUGUGACAAAACUGAAAUUUGAUAGAGCAUUAAAAAGGAAGGAGGUAGGGAAGGAAGGAAGAAAGAAAAGGGAAGGCAAAAAGUAUUCAAGGAAAAUAAACUGAAGACUACUGGACUUUCUGAAGAACAGUUAAGAGUUAAGGACAAUGGGGCUGGGGAUUUAGCUCAGUGGUUCCACAAACGCAAGGUCCCAAGUUCAAUCCCCGGUACCAAAAAAGAGACUUAAGGACAAUGGAAGCAGUAUCAGUCGUCAAUUAAAAAGGCAAAUAAUUCUGAAUAGCAUAUGCCUCUUAAUGGAUCGAUAGAUGUUACUAAUACUGCUAGUUUUAUUCGAGGUGUUACUGCCAAGUUUAAAGUGACUACAGAGUUAGCUUCUAUGAAUAUUCUGUAUGAAGUAACUGGGUGAAUAUUUUCCAAGGAGUUGAGAAAACAAUUUUGGACAGCCUCAAGUGGAAUGUGUUAAGAUGUUAUUAACUGACAAUGGCUAAAAAACAGAAAAAGUCUUAAAUUUACAAAGUUUGUGAAAAUGUCAAGAGUUUAAAGCCUGUAGUUAUUCACUAUAUUAUUCAUCAGCAAGUCCCUUAUGGAAAAUAUUUCAAUCUGUUGUUUCUGAACCAGUAGUAAUAGGGGUAAACUUCAUUUGCUUUCACAGCUAACCAUUCUAAUUCCUUGAGUUAUGUCAGAAAUUGAAAGUGAGUAUCCUAACCUACCCUACCUCAGUUUGACUUUCUUAUUAGCAUUUUGACAGUUUUUGGGCUUAAAAGUCAAGAUUUAAAUUUUUCUUAAGAACCACCCUUAAACAUAAUUUUGGAACACUGAAUGACUGGAAAUUAGAUGUUGUUGAAGACUUGAUAUUUCUUAAAAGAAUACAACCUAAGAUUAAAAUAACUUUAAUGUGAAAUAUACUGUAGUAAAACAACUGACAUUUGGAUUCCAGUAUCUUACUUUAUACAUCUUUCUUGCUAUUCAAAAAUUAAGAUUUCCAUCCUCACAAAUUAGUGGAUAUAUCCUUAAGUUCAGCAUUUUGGGCAGCCUUGGUGCAAAACCAGGAAAACUUCCCCAUUUCAAAAUCUAACUGCAGUUCAGGAGCGUCUAUCUAAUCAACUGGAAGUGAUUAAUGACAAUUAAAAGGCAGGUAUCAAAGGAAUUAUUAAGAGUUUUACAGUUGCCUUUCAAGUAAUGAAUAUGCUCAAUUAAUAUAUACUCCUAGAACCACGAUGUCAAAGCUUGUAGAGCUUUCUAUGAUACAAACAGCCUGCUGCAGCACAUGUGCAUAGGUUCACCACCACUGUCCUAGAUUGAAAAAUAUUUACUAGUACCUGUUGUAUGAAAAGAUAUUUUUUUCUAAAAUGUAAAAUCUCAUUCACAGAUAACCAUCGACAGGUGAUUAUUUGCAGUUAACUUUGAUGACAGGUCAUAAUUAGAUCUCCAAUUAAAGGUAAUGUUAUCCCUCUCCAAGAGUAUUACAAAAAAAUUGUAUUUCAUUGUAUUUUGAAUUUUGUCAAAAAGUUGUGGCUAUUUGUUAUAUCUCCUAAGUACAUAUAUAAUGUCCUUGAUUUGCCUCUUAGCCUGAAAAGCCUUAAAAAUUUACUCUGGUCCUACCCCGAAAAAGGUUGGAGUGGGGCUGGGGAUGUAGCUCAGUGGCACCUCGCCUGCCUGGCAAGCGCAAGGUCCUGAGUUUGAGCCCCAGUAUGAAAAAAAAAAAAAAAGGUUGAGGACCCCUUCACUCGAUCAUUAAUCACAACCUCAAAUACUUAUCUUCUAAAGCCUGACAGCUAAUGUACAUAAAUUAAGGCAAUAAAUGGUACAAGAUGUAGUAGGGAAGUAAUGAAUUAAGAGACCCUCUUGUCUAGCAACAUUUAAAUUGUUUUGAAACUCAACCCAAGUACUGUACAGUAAUUUGCUGGGUCAUGAAGUAUAUAUUACAAAUAAUGUUCUUACAUAUGUAAAGUAGAAAGACUUUUGGCUCCAUUUAGUCAUCCUUCAAUUGGAGAAGAUAUUCUAUACAUAAAGUAGAAUACUUAAAUACUUCAGUUAAUAUUUAGCUCUCCCCUUUCUCACUUGGGGUAAGUGAGCACAUGGUUAUUUCACUAUUUAAAUCUAGACCCACCUAAACUUUGAUAUGAUACCUAGUAAAUAAACUCUUUAUAAUCUACUAGGAAAUGACAGCUAUAAAGCUUAUUAGAUGCAAUUUUUUAAUUUUGUUAACUUGACAAGUUUUCUACCACCUUGAUUGAAUUUUAGAAUUAUUUUCUGAUGACUUAUUGGCUGUCAAAGUCAGCUUCUAAGCAAAGCUUUUAGAUGAACUAUUUUAAUCAAAGAAUACUAAGUCAUAAUGCAUCCUGUUAUGUAAGUGCAUUCUAUACCAUUAAUUUCUGCUUGAGAGGGAGUACAGGUAUUAGAAAAUGCAUUUUCAAGAUAAUGAACUCAGGAAAUUAACAAGAUCACUGAGUUGAUGUCAUUAUGUCUCAUAAAAGAUCUAGAUACUUGCUCUAUAAAAUUUCCUGAAGGUCUAUGAAGUUGAACCACCUAGAUCUGGUUUUAGCAUCGCUGUUAUCCAACUUUGGCAGUCAACUCUGUGGCAUGGACUCUGGAGCCUGAUCCCUUGCAUUCAAAUCCCAGUUCUGCUAAUUUAAAUUGUAUGGAUUCCUGGCAAGUUACAUAUUUCUCUACUUCUCCAUCUGUUAAAGUAGGAAAAGUAAUAGUAGUAUUGUUGUAAGGAUUAGAUAAUACAACGCAUGAAUCAUAGUGCCUGGCACAUAGGUAAACAGUAAUUGUUAAAAUAUUAUUUCUAAACUAGUGUUGUAAAAUGGUAAAAGACUUGAUUCAUGUAGAUGAAAGACUGAUGUAGUCUUUGUCCUGAAAGAGGAAAUAAAUCACUGGGAGGUUGAGAAGUAAGCACAUCAACUUAGAAUAUUUGUUGUCAUUCAAUCUUUCAUUUCAUUUGAUAAUAAUAGGAUUCAGGUGACAAUUUUAAGGUAAACUCAGAAUAAGUCUUGAAAGCCUUCAAAAUGUAUUAUUUCAUUAUUUCAUUCUCUUUUAAGUACAUUAUUUUUGCAGUUGAAUGUAACAAAGCUUCAACUAAGUUCAAUAUUCUAUUUGAACAGAUUUGUAGAUUUAAAUUUUUAUUUUGAGACAUUCUCACUGGGUAGUUCAGCCUGGCCUCAAACUCAAAGUGAUUCUCUUGCCUCAGCCUCCUAAGUGCUAGGAUCACAGGCGUGUGCUACCACAACCAGCCUUAUAUUUAAAAAUUUAAAUCCUCAAGAUUUUAAGGAAUAAGAUAGGUACCUUGGUAGAGUAUACCUAGAAUUGGACUUGGAUUAAAUACCAACGUGUGUUCUUAAUUCUGGUAUUUUAUCAACCUGUGUAUAGUAUUAUGGUCUAGUCAAUUAUUCAGUGCCUUGGUUUUCCCAUUUACCAGAUAGAAAUGUAAAGAUGAAUAUGUACUCCUGAAUUUAAUCUCUACUUAAUAAAAUAAGAUGAAUUUAUUACAUGUGGCUAUUUCACCACAAGUCUUGGUUCACAGCUUUCCACCUAUAAAACCAACAUCUGUUGUGAUGGAAAUUUGAUAGGAAAUUCUUUAAUUUGCUUGAGAAACUGUGUCCCAUAUCCAGUGACCUAUGCAACAGACCCAUACAAACCUGGGAUGCUACAAAUAUAUCCAGCCUAUCCACAUCCACACUCUUUAAGCAAAACCCUGGGUAUAAUAAAAGCCUUUGAAGUUUCAAAGGAACACUACAUCAGAGUCUACAACUUACUAUGCAUAGGUAUAUUUCACUUAAACUGUACCUUUUCCAGUCUCCAACAUUUCAUCAUAAAAUGAGCUCAUACUGGAGGUGAAAGGGACAUUUAGGUAUUAAAUUUUAUUAACUUGCUUCUUUGAAUUUGUCAAUAAAGCAGGUUAAUGCUG
Molecule: messenger RNA, 6721 nt
Organism: Heterocephalus glaber (naked mole-rat)
Lineage: Eukaryota; Metazoa; Chordata; Mammalia; Rodentia; Bathyergidae
Source: RefSeq, a predicted model, not a curated record